AUGUCCACCUCUGAAGCAACCCCACCAAGCACCUCAGGCUCGACCUUCAAACGACGCCGUCUCUCCCCACCCCCCAACGCCAACCAGCCGCUCUACUCGCUCGACGAUGACGAGCACAGCCACGACCCGUCAUCGUCCUCCUCGCUCUACGUCCCCGUCAAGAAACGACGCGAGGCCCUCCUAUCGAAGCUAGCAACGAAACAAUUGGGCGUCGCAGCGAGCGUGCUGGAGAAGCAGCAGAUGGUCGAGAAGGAGUUGCAGGAGGAGCAGGAACGCGAGCAGCGCGAGGGCAAGAAGCAGCGUGGGAAUGCUCAGACCUUGUUGAUCGAGGCACAGGAGGUCAAGAGGUUGAAGGCGAUGCAGGGUAGGCCAGAUCCGAACGGCGGAACAUGAUCACACCAGCAGCGCAGGACGGCAUGGCGCUGACGUACACCUUUCGCCGCGCGCUCGCACACCCCCUCCGAUCGCGAGCGAUUACAGAUGCCGUCAAGACCGAUGCCGACAAGAGGAAAGAGGAGGAAGACGCCAUUCUGGCCGCACAGGCUGCUAGACAAAAGGCCCUGGCCGGUGCGGAGGAGAUCGCACAGGGUAUCGUCUACACCGAGCGACUCAAGACGACGUGGGUCUCUCAGGCAAGAAUCUCUCCGAGUCCGACCCGUUGCUGACGUGAUCUCCUCCUUCCUCCCAUGUUGCUCAGAUGGACAGCACCCAAGUUUAUUCGAGAACGGUCGGAAGAAGAGAAUGACAAGAUUCGAGAUCAGUUCCACAUCCUCGUCGCCGGGGACGAUGUGCCACCACCGAUCCCAAACUUUAGGGCCAGUCUCUCACAGUCACGUGCUAUUUCGCGUAAAGCGUUUACUGAUCUUAUCCAUCUUCCUCCAUCACAGGACAUGAAACUGCCUAAGCCUCUGCUCGAUCACUUGAAGAAAAAGAAGAUUCUUGCUCCGACGCCGAUUCAGCUUCAAGGGAUACCCGUAGCGUGAGUCCCAUCCUUCGCGUAACACUGGCCGCCCUCAUGCUCAACCCUGACCUCGUCGCCCACGCGGCGCACAGCUUCUCCGGCCGUGAUAUGAUUGGAAUCGCCUUCACUGGAUCCGGAAAGACACUCGCUUUCUCACUGCCUUUGCUCAUGUUUGCUCUGGAGGAGGAGAAGCGCAUGCCGUUCAUUCAAGGCGAAGGGCCUGUCGGAAUUAUUGUCUGCCCUUCGGUGAGCACGAGUGCUACUACUAGGCCGAGCCGAAAGCGCAGUACUAACCAUAUUUUGGCCUGGCCAUAGCGCGAGUUGGCACGACAAACGUUCGAUGGUCUGGCCGAAAUGGCGCAACUGAUGGCGCAAGGCGGUUACCCCGAAGUGCGUGCCCUGCUCUGCAUCGGAGGCAUCAACAUGUCCGAACAAGGGCACAUCAUGUCGCGCGGAUUCCACAUGGUCGUCGCCACUCCAGGUCGAUUACAGGACAUGCUCGAGAAGCGCAAGUUCGGUCUAGCCGGAUGCAAGUUCCUUUGUCUCGACGAGGCCGAUCGUAUGAUCGACAUGGGGUUCGAAGAUGAUGUCCGCAACAUCAUGUCUUUCUUCAAACACCAACGUCAAACGCUCUUGUUCUCCGCGACGAUGCCGAAACGAAUCCAGGAUUUCGCGCAACAAGCGUUGGUGCAACCGAUUGUGGUCAAUGUCGGUCGCGCGGGUGCGGCGAGUAUGGAUAUCAUUCAGGAGGUCGAGUAUGUCAAGCAGGAGGCCAAGAUGGUGUAUCUGCUCGAGUGUUUGCAAAAGACUGCCCCGCCGACGAUCAUCUUUAGUGAUAAUAAGAACGAGGUCGAUGGUACAUUCCCUUCCGUGGUGGACAUGUUGAGAUCUUACCGUCGUGCUGACCUGUGCAUCGUUGCCUGCAGAUAUUCAAGAGUACCUUUUGUUGAAAGGUGUCGAGGCUGUUGCCAUUCACGGAUCCAAGAGUAAAUCACGGAUCCCCACCUGCUUGAAACUCCAGCCCAGAUACUUACUCUUCUUUAACCUUCACCCUCCCACAGCCCAAGAAGAACGCGAAUACGCCAUCAAAUCCUUCAAGACCGGUAAGAAAGACGUCAUGGUCGCCUCGGGCGUUGCCUCAAAGGGACUCGAUUUCUCCGAGAUCCAACAUGUCAUCAACUUCACCAUGCCCAAGGAGAUUGAAGAUUACGUGCAUCAGAUCGGUCGUACGGGUCGUUCGGGCAAGACGGGUAUCGCGACGACGUUCGUGAACAUGCAGACCGCUGAACAGACGCUGUUGGAUCUGAAGUACUUGUUGAUGGAGGCCAAACAAAAGUGGGUGUUUGGGAAUUUGCUUUGUGGGUAUUUGAAGGAGGAAGGCACUGAAUUUGUUACCUUCGUUCUUUCUGCCAGGAUCCCACCCUUCUUGUUGAGCAUCGAGGAUCCCAACGCGGGCAAUACGUCCGGUUGCGCCAACUGUGGUGGUGAGCAUCAUUUCACAAUCGCGCGAGUCUCGCAUUUCUUGAAGCUGAGCACCUCCUUGCCCAACAGGUCUCGGUCACUCAAUCGCGAAUUGCCCCAAGCUCGAAGAGAACCAACGGCGGACGGUCGCGGGUCAUGUCGGUGGACGAGAUACGGGCGGAUACUAG
This is a messenger RNA of Microbotryum saponariae, 2610 nucleotides long. The record is from the annotation of a GenBank genome assembly. NCBI's taxonomy places the organism in Eukaryota, Fungi, Basidiomycota, Microbotryomycetes, Microbotryales, Microbotryaceae.